This is a messenger RNA of Panicum virgatum (switchgrass), 480 nucleotides long. RefSeq lists its product as uncharacterized. Bases 1 to 480 code for a protein of 159 amino acids. The record is from RefSeq and is a predicted model, not a curated record. The transcript has a single exon. NCBI's taxonomy places the organism in Eukaryota, Viridiplantae, Streptophyta, Magnoliopsida, Poales, Poaceae.
AUGGGUUAUUAUCUAGCAGAUGGGAUAUAUCCGUCGUGGGCAACUUUUGUGAAGACCAUUCCAGAGCCACAAGGUAAUAAGAAAAAAUACUUUGCAAAGGCACAAGAAGCUUGUCGAAAGGAUGUUGAGAGGGCAUUUGGGGUUCUCCAAUCUCGCUUUGCUAUUGUUCGUGGUCCAGCUCAUUUGUGGGAUGAAGUGACGCUCCAUAAUAUUAUGAUGGCUUGCAUCAUAAUGCAUAACAUUAUUGUUGAAGACGAGCGUGAUAACUAUGAUUACAACUUCGACGACAAGGGCCAAUAUGUAUGCAACUACGAAGAUAUGGGAGAAAGGGUGACAGUUUCCCAUGAUGCUGCACCUGAACUUGAUGCUUUCAUUCAGAAUUACAAAAAUAUCAAGAGCAAGGAAACCCACACUCAGCUUCAAGCGGACCUGAUCGAGCACUUGUGGCAAAACCAUGAAAAUUUGUACUCCAUUGAAUAA